Cordyceps fumosorosea ARSEF 2679 is the source of this 1347-nucleotide messenger RNA. Its product is annotated as Metallophosphoesterase. Bases 1 to 1347 code for a protein of 448 amino acids. Lineage: Eukaryota; Fungi; Ascomycota; Sordariomycetes; Hypocreales; Cordycipitaceae. Gene Ontology annotation, molecular function: hydrolase activity, acting on ester bonds. The transcript has 2 exons. The record is from RefSeq and is a predicted model, not a curated record. Gene Ontology annotation, cellular component: cytoplasm.
AUGAGCGUCGCGAUUCUGUCUCUACUACUGCCCUUAGCGGCGGGUGUGCCUCUCCAGGAACCUCCAGUGGCAUCGCGCCCUCUUACUUUUGACAAGGACGGCAACUUUCAGAUUAGUGUAUUUGAGGAUCUUCACUUUGGCGAGAAUGCCUGGGACCCCUGGGGCCCGGAGCAGGACAUCAACUCUGUCAAGGUCCUGAACAAUGUCCUCGACAAGGAAACCCCCCAACUCGCCGUUCUGAACGGAGACCUCAUCACCGGUGAAAAUGCCUUUGUACACAACGGCUCCGUCUACGUCGACCAGAUCGUCAAGCCCAUCGUGGACCGCGACCUGCUCUGGGCGUCCACCUACGGAAACCACGACAGCGAUUUCAACCUCUCUUCGGCCUCGACCUGGGCGCGCGAGAAAGCGUACCCCAACUGCCGCACCGGACGCAUGGUGCCCGGCCGCAACGCCGGCGUCAGCAACUACUACCUCCCGGUGUACCCGCGCCGGUGCUGCCGCCGACCUGGGGAGCGCCAGUGCGCCCCGGAGCUGCUACUCUGGUUCUUCGACAGCCGCGGCGGCUUCUACUUCCAAGAAACGCACCCGGACGGCAGCCGGGUCGGCCAGCCCGGCUGGGUCGACCAGAGCGUCGUCGACUGGUUCCAGGCGACCAACGCCGAACUGACGGCGCAGUUUGGUCGCGUCAUCCCGUCGCUCGGCUUUGUGCACAUCCCGCCCUACGUGUUCCAGGCCAUCCAGAAGGAGCGCGGCAGGAACAGCAUCGACCCCAAUACGAACCCGGGCAUUAACGACGAUUAUCUUCUCGCACCUCAGGCACAAGGGUGGUGCCCCGACGGCACCAACGACGGCUCCUGCGCGUACGGCGGCCAGGACGUCCCUUUUAUGCGCGCCAUCGCGUCCACACCCGGCAUGAUCGGCCUCUUCUCCGGCCACGACCACGGUGACACCUGGUGCUACAAGUGGGAUCGCCUGGUGCCCGACACGACCGUAACCGGAAACGGCGUCAAUCUGUGCUUUGGCCAACACUCGGGCUACGGCGGGUACGGCAACUGGGUGCGAGGCGCCCGGCAGAUCCGUGUCAACCGCGCACAGCUGAGGAGGGCAAGCAACUGGACCGCGGAGACCUGGAUCCGGCUGGAGAAUGGCGCGACGGUGGGCGCGGUUGUACUGAACUCGACCUUCAACCAGGACAGGUACCCGCCGACCAAGGACGACAAGACAUACUGCCCGACGUGCAACUACACCAUCAUCACGCCGCACCCAAAGGCUAGUGUCGCCAACAAGUUGCUGCAGGAGCCUUCGCAUGGCGAGUGGGAGGCUGGCGUGGAGUUGAAGAAGUAG